Messenger RNA from Metarhizium robertsii ARSEF 23, 1245 nucleotides. RefSeq lists its product as uncharacterized. Bases 1 to 1245 code for a protein of 414 amino acids. NCBI's taxonomy places the organism in Eukaryota, Fungi, Ascomycota, Sordariomycetes, Hypocreales, Clavicipitaceae. The transcript is spliced from 2 exons. The record is from RefSeq and is a predicted model, not a curated record.
AUGAAGCUGCUCUUGGCCAACAUCUCUCUACCCCAAUACCCGAUCAGCGGCAACCAGAGCCAAGAGCGAACACGAAGCCGCCAAGCCCAUCCGUUCCGCACAAACACAAAAACGUUGGCGGCCAUGAUGAUCAAACAGCAUCCAGGCCUUGGUGAGCAGUCCGUCACGCCGCUUCCCUCACAAACAAGCGCACUGCUGAUCCAGUCCCCCUCCCCCCCCUCCUCCCCCAACUUUUCACGACUGGAGCUCCGAAUAUCUUCGUACGACACACCACCGCACGAUCCUGUCUCAUCAACCACCGUCACACACACGUCUCGUCACAUCAUUCCGCCCAUCCCAGAUCAAACCCAAGAGCAGCUGAAACACAUCGAUCACCCAGGCACCCCGUGGCAGACCCCGUGGCGGCGGCAGCCACCAAAACGCACCCCACAAGCCAAGCUGCCACCAGAAGCAAACUCCACGAACCAGGUUCCGCACGUUUUCCCUUUCGGACCCCCAAGUCCGCAAGGCUCUCGGGGUGAACCGACAGCAGGAACAGACGUCGGCGACUACAGCACGGCCACCAAGCGCACCCUGUCGGCAGGCGUCCUCGACGGCGUCCCGUCCCAGGAGUCCAGGACUCGAAGGGUGCUGGCACCAAGACGACUACUCCUACUACACGUCCGUGUGCCUGUGCGCCGUGCCACGAUGCCGCGCCGUGCAGAUGAGUCAAUUCCCGAAGAGCAGGUUCGUGGUGCCUGCGGUGUGCCCCGUGUGUUUGUGCGAUGCGUCACUGGGGGUUCAGUCCAGGGAGGUGUAUUCUGCUCCCCUUUGGCACGAGGCGGCAGAGACGACAGCUUUUCUUCCGUCCCUCAUACACUCCGGUAUAAAAACUGUGAACCAUGCAAUGGACAAGCCCGCAUCUCUGACGAUCUGACAACGGCACGGAGCAUGCGCCCGCCGAGACGCAUAUACGCGCAUCGACAUGACAGAAACACCAGCAUGUCAUUUUCAGAACGGCAAGCCCCCUUCCCCCUCCUCCCCCCUCCCCGGGCGCCAUUCAUCACCACAACGUGGUUCAAGCGCGGAGGCACCUCCCAGGUACCGGAAAACGAGGCCAACAGAGCGGGAGGAAAUCACUCCACGGGAGCAGUGUAUCCCCUCGCUAUUGCCGCCGCCGCCCUCGACCAACGCGAGAGCCCGCACAGAUGCUCACCCAUCCGAGGUGACCUCGGGCUUCGGGCGGGAAAGAGUGGGAAAAAGUAG